AUGGGACGAACUCGCGUCCAUGGUCCAGGCUGUAAGCUCGCAGCCCAGGCCAGAAGAGAAGAUGAGCCCGAACACGACACGGUCAAGCGGUGGCAGGCCCUCUUCGGAUACACGUACGCCGUGGCCGCCAAAGAAAUCGAGGACAAGAAGCGUGACCUUUCGCUAGGCAGCACGCACACGUACCUCGUCAAGCUCGAGGGCGCGCUGUCAAGCCCCGAGUCGCUUCGAGCAGCGCUGCGCCGAGAGAUGACGCCCACCGCCCUCGCCGGCAGCGACGACUCGGGCGCGCCGGCAGCGUUCUGCAAAGUCAGCGCCACCGAACGCGACCGCCUCCUGCUCGCCCUAUCAUCUAGUGGCGACUCUACAUUGCCAUACUUGAUAGGGGGUGGCUGA
Molecule: messenger RNA, 393 nt
Organism: Lasiosphaeria miniovina
Lineage: Eukaryota; Fungi; Ascomycota; Sordariomycetes; Sordariales; Lasiosphaeriaceae
Exons: 2
Coding region: 1-393 (130 amino acids)
Source: RefSeq, a predicted model, not a curated record